AUCAUGGAGCAGAUCCUCCUAAAAGUUAUGAUAAGGCACAUACAAGAUAAAGAGGUGAUCCGAGACAGCCAGCGUGGCUUCACCAUGGGCAGAUCAUGCCUGACUAAUCUGGUGGCCUUCUAGGAUGAAAGGACAGCAUCAAUGUAUAAAGAAAGAGAAACCGAUGUAUCCUUAUGUAUAAACGGGGGAGAUAUGGAUUUGUAGGGUAGACUAUUAAAUGGAUGAAGAAUUGGUUGGUAGGUCAUAGGCAGAGGGUUGUAGACUGGCUCUGUGUCCAGGCUGAUCACAGGUGGUGUUCUCCAGGGGUCCAUCUUGGGACUGGUACUAUUCAACAUCUUGAUUAAUGACAAACAGUGGGAUAGAGUGUAUCCUCAGCAAGUUUGUUGAUGAUACCAAGUUGAGUGGUGCAGCUGACACAAUCGAAUGAGGGGAUACCAACCAGAGGGACCUGGACAGGAUGAAAAAGAGGGUACAGGAGAACCUAUUGAAGUUCAACAAGGCCAAGUGUGAGAUGUUGUAUUUAGAUUGAGGCAACUGCAGAUACGAGUACAGACUGGGAGAAGAACUCAUUGAGAGCAGCCAUGUGGAGAAGAACCUAGGGAUCCUGGUAGACAGAAUCCUGUGCAUAAGUCAGCAGCGUGCUCUUGCAGCCUGGAAUGCCAACAGUAUCCAGGGCUGCAUCAAAAGAGGUGGCUAGCAGAGAGAGGAAGGUAGCCAUCUCUCUCUACUCUUCCCUUGUGAGACCCCAUUGGGACUACUGAGUCCAAGCCUGGGGCUCCCAGCACUGGAAGGAUGUGCAGCUGUUGGAGUGGGUACAGAGGAGGAUCACAAAGAUAAUCAAAGAGCUGGAGCAUCUUUCAUAUGAAGAAAGGCUGAGGGAUUUGGGCUUGUUUAGCGUGGAAAAGGCUCUGAGGAGACCUCCUUGUGGCCUUCCAGUGCUUGAAGAGAGAUUACAAGCAGGAGGUGGGCUGACUUUUUACAUGGUCUGACAAUGAUAGGACAAGCAGGAAUGGCUUUAAGCUAAAAGGAGAUUCAGGUUAGACAUUAUGAAAAAAUUUUUUACUCAGAGGGUAAUGAGGUGCUGGCACAGACUGCCUGGGGGGGUUGUGGGUUGUGGAUGCUUCAUCUCUAGAGGCAUUCAAGUCCAAGCUGGAUGGGAUCCUGAGCAAUCUGGUCUAGCGGCUGGCAACCCUGCCCAUGGUAGCAGGGGUUGGAACUAGAUGAUCUUUAUGGUCUCCUUCAGCCUAAGCCAUUCUAUGGUUUUAUGCUCCUGUUGUGUGUCACAACAGUAAAGGACUGCAAAGGAAAUGGAAAAAAAAAUGCCCAGUUUCCCUCUACAAUUUUGUCCACAAGGCAGCCUUUUUCUCUUGUUGUCAGCAAGACUGAAAUAUCAUAUUAAUACAUCAAUGUGCCAAAAAUCUCCUUUGAAAAGUGAAGAACAGUAAACAAGAUUCAUUGUCUUUGAACAAUAUCCUUAUGGGUCUCUUCCAACUCAGAAUGUUCUGUGCUUCUAUGAUUCUAUGAAGAGUAUGCAGUGCAGCAAACCAAAAUAGCAGUAAGAAUUAUUCUGAGAAGUAAAAUUUCUUGCCACUUCCUUCAAAGCCAUAAGUGGGACUUUUUCCCACCAAUAAGAUUAUGGAAAGUCAUUAAAGAUGGAACUAAUAAGUACUGCUUUAGCUACACAAGAAAAAUGUAUUUUCUACAGAGCCCUUUUUCCUCCAACUUUCCUGUUGUUGAAGCAAUACAUGCCUCUUUCAGUUGACUGUUUGAAACAGCAUCUUGUGUAGAAAUAAUGACUUAGAAUAAUUUUGUAAAAACAAGGAUAAGUAUAAAUAUGUCCUUGAAAAACUUCUCAAGUCUGGUAGCCUGUCUUAUUACUGUAUAGAAUCCAAGGAGCAGUGAAGAGUGGUAGUUCAUUGGGCGAGUGGCAAAAGGGAAAAACUACGCAGGGAUUGUGAAACAGACUGGCAGGAUGCUGCCAGCAAGCUCCUUUUCCAUCGGCAGCCUAAUUUCUAAACACUGCUAUGUCUUGUUUAAACAUCUCAUCUGGGUCUGAUUGCACCGCAUGUGACAAGAAACUCAGACUGCUGCAGAUGUGCUGUGUGACUUGGCUGGGUUAAGGCUGGAAACAGCAUGGAAGUUUCACAGUGCCCCAUCCAAGUGUGGAAGCAGGAAUGCAGCAAAAUCCUUUACCUUAUUUUGGUGAUGGAGCUGUUGAACUCUCUGGCUGAGGGAGAACUUCCAUCCGUCUUAACCUGCACUCCUUACAUCAACAGAUCAGAGAGGAGGUGAAUGCACUGUACAAAUAGCCCACAGUAAUGAACACCAGAGCAGGGAGGAAACUAGAGAGGCAGCAGUUAUGACAGCAACAAAAUGACGAAGUGAACAAGUUUUUAGACAACAGAAAAGUAGGUUGGACUUUAUAGGAGUCUGCAAAAAUGUGACAUCUGAAAGAAGCUUUAUUGAAAUUGCUUGAGGCACUGUGUUAUUUGGUAGUGGAUUGCAUCUCUGGUCACAUUUUCAUUCUGUCCUGUUUUCCUGAACCUUCAAAAGACAUCCCUCAAGGAGCAUUUUCAGAAAUAGCAGCUGUUGGGUUAGAGCCACAAACAGCCACAAUGUGACUUGCCUUCAAAUGGAUGGUGUUGCAUGUGAGCAAAUCACUGUAACAUGAUGCUGGUAUGAGUGUACUGUUGUUUCACACUGCCUGGUUCCUUAAUCCAUGUGAUUAAAUCUUUGCAAGAUCAAGUGUUUGUUGUAUCUAUUCAAGGGCUGUUGUUAUUUCCAAUGAUGCUUUGUAGUUAGCAGCUUAUAGACUGCCUUGCAGUAAAUACUGAAUGUAUACAUAUACUUGCAAAUUCAUUGGCUUUUAAAAGAAAAACCCAUAUUUAAAGCAAUAAUUUAAGUUCUGACAGGUUUUUUCUUUCUUUUCUGUUUUUUUUCUUUUCUUUUCUUUAACAGCAAUGCUUCAUUUUUCUCUGGAGAAAAAAAUAGGGGACUGUGAAUUAUAUUCCAGUUUGUCAAAUAAUCAAUGUGCUACUUCCAUUUUUUAUUAUACUUCUGCCAAUGUUAAUAUAUGAGACAAAUGAAUCAAUGAAACCAUUGAAAAUUCAGGUAAACCUCUAUGUCUUACACAGGUGCAGCAUUUGUCUCCUUUGUGACCUAUUUUAUCCACUACCUCCACAACAACAACUUUUUUCUUUCACUUCCACAAAUCAUUUUUUUCCUGCUCUUCUGACAGGAUUAUGUUGUAUUCUAGAAUUGCUGAAAAAUGUAAAUAUGAUGUCUCUUCCUUUAUGCCCUCCCAACUUAAUGUAUCUGUAACUUGAACAACAAAUUCUUCUUUGUGUCUUCAUUCACAGUGUUUUCUCUGGGAAAGGCUGAGUGGAGGACAGCAUUAAUAUUGUAUGCCUCUUGUUAGUUAAAAUAUACUUAGUCCUUUUUGUCCUCAAUCUAGCUACAGAUAAACAAUUUAUUAACUUACAAGAAAAAGCUGAUUAGGCAGAUACAAACCCAAAACACAAAUAGGAUAGCAUGGAUUGAGAGAAAAAUACAGAUGGGGAGUUGCAUUUACUAUUUUUAUUAUUUUUUAUAUAUAUAUCUGUGUUGGUGAUUACAGUGCAUUACUUGCUUUUGACCCACUUCCCACAUUCUCUGAUAUAAAUACGUUAUACUCUGUAUACUCUCUGAUAGCAAUCCCUGGUAAUUCAGAUUUUACAGGCCCCUUACCAGGAAAUAAAACAGAAAAACAAAAUAAUCUUGGUGGUAGAAAUGCUUUUUUCCCUUCCUCACAGGCAAAGGAACAGUCAACAUUGUGAAAAGCUCCAUUUGCAAGAAUAAAUUCUAAGCUUACAUUCUACAAUUCUAAGCUGACAUUCUAAGCUUAAAUUGUAAUUAAAGCAUUAGCAUUGACAUAGGUCCACAAGGAACUGGGGAAUGGAUGUUCAGGGGGUGAAACACCUCCCAUCUGAGAGAGCUGCAGAUGUCCAGGCUGGAGAAGGGAAGACUCCAGGUGUCCUGUUAGUGACCUUUCAGUAUCUAAGGGGGAGAUAGAAGAAAGAAAGGGAGAGACUCAUGAGCAGAGUCUGUUGUAGUAUGACAAGAGGAAAUGGCUUCAAAUUUGAAGAAGGGAGAUUUAGACUGCAGAUAAGGAAGAAGCUUUUUCAAGAAGGGUGGUGAGGCCCAGGAAGAGAUUGCCCGGAGAGGCUGUGGAUGCCCUGUCGUUAGAGACACUCAAGGUCAGGCUGGACGCAGUUCUGAGUAAUCUGAUGUCCCUGUAGCUGUCCCUGUUCAUUGCAUGGGAGUUGGACUUUAAGGAUCCCUUCCAGCUCAAACAUUUCUGAAUGAAUAUUAGACAUAACAGUCUGACUAAAAUAGAUGUGUGGUUCAAAGUUUUCCUGAAAUGAUUUUCUUCCUCUCCUUCCUGACCCCCACACUUCCUGCCUCCCUCUCUCCAUCCCUGUCUCCCUCCUUCUCUUCCUUCUCUGCAGUUCUCUGAGCCCACACUUUGUGUAACCACUCCUCAUCCCCAGGUGGACAUGGGAUUUCUGAGGCCCUGAAGAAGCUGUGUCUGGACAUGGCCUUCUCGGUCACCCUUGGAGGUUGCCGCCAUCGCUGGCCUCCUCCCCCCCACACCUCUCUGCUACCCGCAUUCAGGCCGCCAUCGGCUUCUGCAGAGGUGAGCUGCAGCCGUGGAGGGGCAGUUUGCAAACUGAGCGAGGGCCUCUGGGGGUUUGUACCAUCAGCACCACUUGAUGAACUCAUGAGGAGAAGGCUUGAAGCAAAUGCACCAAACAAAGCCUCAGUCCCCUGAGUAUAGACAGCUCUACGACGUUCAUUCCCCAGUUCAUUCCUGCCUCACUUUGCGUAUUAGAAUGACAGAAUGAUAAAAUCAGAGAAUCUUUAGAGUUCUAAGGGAGAUCUGAAGGCCAUCUAGUCCAACUCCCAUGCAAUGAGCAGGGACACAACAGAUAGAUCAGGUUGCCCAGGGCCUGAUACAGCCUCACAGCAGAAGGAAGAGAUCCUGGGCAGUCCAGCUGCUCUCAGGCCCACUUCCAAAGCUUUCUGGGUAAACAGGAACACAUAUCCCAUCUGCUGGGAAGUUUGGUCAAAACAAAUUCAACCGGGGUCCGGAGCCAGCCCCGCCCGGGCGGGGCAGCGUGUCACAGUGGGGCCCUUUGUGACACGUCCCUGUGUCACCCAGGCAUAGCUGGCACGGACACGGCAGCCCCGCAGUGUCCGUCAGGACAGCGAGGAGACAGGGCAGCAGUGUGCGGGUCUGGCGAGGAGCCCCCCGAGCGCAGCCCACGUCGUUUUCCUCAACCCCCGGCAGCCCCGCGGCUGCCCCCUCCCCACCCUCAGCUCUCAUCCAGCAGGAUGGAGGAGAGACCCCCCAGCAGCCCCAGGGUAGCCUGGGAGGAGAGUGGGGCUCCCCGGGAGAGGAAACCUCCACCGGAGCCCUACGAAGUGACCGAGGUGCAGCCGCUGCGUGCUGAUGCUGACUGGCUGCCUGUGUAUGCAGUGGAAAAGGAGGCUGUAGAUUACAUCGAAGCCUAUGUCAACAUGGAGGAAAAGGAUCUGGUGCAGAAGAUGCAGUUCCUGAACUGCAUUUGCCUACUCUGCAGCAAUGCCAGAAGGAAACGCUUGACAGCGAGCCUGGAUAUCUUCAGCUUCCUAAACAAUCUGCCAGAGCACAUUGAGGUUCUGUUGUGCGAGGAGCCCAGGGAGCAGCUGACCACAGCACUGAGAUACCACUGCAUGAAUGCUAUUGCUGCCUUGAGCGAAGCGACGGCAAUUUCAGAGAGCGAAAUAUUACAUCUCUUAAACGUGUGCUUCAGUGUCAUCUUCAACCUUCCUCCAAAAGAAAACCUGAACAUUUGCCUCUACAACCAUACCCUGAGUGCUAUGGACAACAUGCUGUGGAUCGUGCUACACAGCCAUCCCACCUCCAGCAUCGAUAAGCAGCUGCAGAGCAUCUUUGAGGUGCUGCUGCCCUUCACCAUCUCCAAGAGAAAAACUGUGCGUGAGAGGGCCAUGGAGCGGAUCCAGAAGCUCUGCGGUUGCACAGCCAGCAGUUUCAGGCAGCAGUUAAGGAGACACGAACAUUCCAGCCAGGCACUCUCAUUCUUUGCAUCCCAGAGCUGCCUCUACAGCUCAGGGCUACCUGCAAGAAAAGCGUGUGCACAGCCACUUGGAAAGAACCUUCACCCUUCUCAGCGGACAGACAUUGUCCUUGCGACCCUUGAGAAGAUCACUGGAGACUACAGUUCUGAUGAAAAGGAGUGGGCUGAGGCUAUACUGGAUGUGGUUCGGAGAGACCCUGGAACCUGGCUGAUGGAUGUGCCAGAGAUUCUGGGGUACAUCCAGACAAACCUGAAAAUAGAGAGCACAUCAGUUCAGCAAAUCCUGUUCUCGGUGCUUGAUUUGCUGGCCAUUCAGUUUCCCAAGGAUGUGCUGAGGAGUAUGCUGACCGACCUUCCACAAACUGACAGCACUACCCUGGACAUGUGGAGCAGCGUGCUUCCCGUGCUGAAAACGUCCGAGCACAUCUUGGACGAACUGAGCAAUGUUCUCCAGGACCAGCGGUUGUGUGAGAACUGUAACGUCACCACAGCAGAGUUGAGCCUCCUUCGCUUGACUGUGAUACAACCCACAGAAGAGAACAUGCAGCAGUUGUGUCAGCCAGCACGCCUCCAGAGGCUUCUGAAGAUCGAAAGCCUGCCACUCCUCUGGCUGGUGCUCACAGGCCUUGUCCUGCUGUCCGAGAGACCUGAGACGGCAGGAGUGAUACGGGCUCUGUUUCCAGAAGUCAUGGAGACCCUGCGCUUUGCCAGCACGCCCAUUACUCUGAAGGUGCUCAAUAUCUUCAGAAAUGUAAUGCGCAAUCUGGGGAAGAGGCAGGCCAGUCCCAUUGCUCUGCAGCUGGCUGAGAAGAUUCUGCCUCUUUUUAAUCACGUGUCAAGUGAAGUGCGAGAAGGUUCCAUCCGCCUCUUCAAAGAAGUGAUGGAUGCUGUGGUGUGGUGUAAGAAGAGAAACAUGAAGAAGGCCGUGCGCAGGGGCCUGCUCCCUCUGCUCUUUCAGAUGAGCGACGAGACCCCGAGCGUAGCACAGGCAUCUGGGGAAGCCCUCGUGGCGUGUGCCAAGUUCCUGAAGUGGAAGGAGCUCAAGCACCAGGCCCGGGAGGAGAACACAGUGGGGAUCAGGAUGUGUUUGCUGCAGCAGGACAGGAGGAGAGUGGAAGGCUACCUGUGGCAGAGCCUGCCAUAUCUGGAGGAUUCUCAGGCCUCCCUGCGAUGCGAGGCUGUCACAUUCCUUGGGCUGGCUGUGCAGCACUCCAGGGAACAAAGUGAGGAAAUGCUGAAUGAAAUCUGCAAUGCCCUUCAGCCUUUGGAAGAUGACGCCCAUCCGGCAGUCCGUUCCCUGGCAGCUGGGACAAUCCAGAUGCUGAGACAUGAAAGGCAGCAGGCGGCAUCAGCACGGAGCAGGCUCGCAGCGCUUUGCUGCUGGCCCUGCAUCGCCAUCUGAAAUGUGUCAAGUGAGGUGCGAGAAGGUUCCAUCCGCCUCUUCAAAGAAGUGAUGGAUGCUGUGGUGUGGCGUGAGAAGGCAAACAUGAAGAAGGCUGUGCGCAGGGGCCUGCUCCCUCUGCUCUUUCAGUUGAGCAGCGACAAAGAAUGAUUCUGCAAAGCUUCUUU
Molecule: messenger RNA, 7688 nt
Organism: Gallus gallus (chicken)
Lineage: Eukaryota; Metazoa; Chordata; Aves; Galliformes; Phasianidae
Gene: MROH7L2
Exons: 18
Coding region: 5374-7521 (715 amino acids)
Cellular component (GO): cytoplasm
Source: RefSeq, a predicted model, not a curated record